Messenger RNA from Paraphaeosphaeria sporulosa, 1882 nucleotides. RefSeq lists its product as uncharacterized. Gene Ontology annotation, cellular component: Rpd3L-Expanded complex; Rpd3L complex; nucleus. Bases 361 to 1596 code for a protein of 411 amino acids. Gene Ontology annotation, biological process: regulation of DNA-templated transcription. Lineage: Eukaryota; Fungi; Ascomycota; Dothideomycetes; Pleosporales; Didymosphaeriaceae. The transcript has 3 exons. The record is from RefSeq and is a predicted model, not a curated record.
UCGGCGGCAUCUAUUCUGGUUUAGCCACAGGCUGCAUGAUCUCCAACAUUGAACACUGACUUACAUUUGCGUGCGGUUAGUACUGCUAAGUGAACGGAUACCUGUCGCGAUAGGAUAUACCCCAUUUUCCUGCGAGUAACUGUAGAGAGUCCGUAACGUUUUGUGGUCGGGUCCAAGUACAAACAGCAACGGCGCAGCUCCCUUCACCGGUGCUCUCUCGCGACUUCCCGCGUACGUCUCCAUCAACAUUCCAUCAGAAUCCAUCGGAUUUUCAACCUUCACUGGUCAAAAACAUAUUGAAGAUCGCAAUAAAACCACACAUACGCCGCCGCAAGCCCGCAUCGCUCCAAUAGAGCAGAUAUGGCAAACCCCGAGGACGCGGCGACUGUCCUGGAGCAGUUCAUUCACGAUGUCGCGAACUUGCCUGCGGAAAUAACGCAUCUGUUUGAAGAAGUGCAGGCAAAGGAUGAGCUUAUUCAAGAAGCGCGGCGGACUAUUGCGACUCGCGACAACAGCCUCCAGAAGUUCAUCAAGCUCAACGGCAGCCUGGUGCAAAACCCCAAAGAGGAACCAUACUCGAAGCUCAUAGUUGAGCAAUAUGAGCGCUCACAGAUUCUGCAAGAAGAAAAGAUCGGACUCGUCGAGAAAGCCGCUGCCUUAUUGGACCGGCACGUCAAGCGGCUGGACUUGAAGUUGAAGAACUUGCAGGAUGACGGCUCUAUCUCCACAGACCCCCAGCUGCCCUCCUUACUGAGGGAGUCCCCUGGUAACAUGGUUCCCCCUUCCUCGCUGAGCACGACCGGCGCGAACACACCGCUACAAGCUGUGUCUGGCAACCAAGGCCCCGGAGGAGCAAAUCUAGCGCACGCAGCCAUCGCCCGGAUAGCGAAUGCGACCAACCUCACUUCCAGGAUCAAUCCAAGUCUACAAAAUAUGACGCAGCAGGCCCUGCUCAACCAGCAGCGGCUUACGAACCAGCAAAGCGCUGCCCAGGCAACAGCGCGGCAAGAACGGGAGAUGUCUGCCGGCAGUGAUAGUAAGCGUCGUCGACCAAACCUGAGCACAGGGCCGCUGCCAGGUCCGCCAUCGUCGUUGGGGCGAGCAUCUUCAAUGGGACCAGGAACGCCCAAGCCUGCCACGCCAGGAUCACGCGCAGGAAGCGUAGGACCUAGCAGAUCGCAAAAGCAUCCACUAAUGGUGAAAAAGGCGAAACCACAGCAACCACUGCGCAAAGCUGCGCUCACGGCCAAGUCAGGGAGCAACAAGAAGCGCCGCAAGGGCGGGUCACGGGCGUCGCCGUCCACGACAGCCGACGACGAGAGCGUGGCCAGUGAGGCAGGCACUGAAGACGAGGAGAUGGCUGGCAUGGGCAACGGCGAAGGGGACGAUGAAGAAGAUGAGACAGACAACAGGAAGUACUGCACAUGCCAACGUGUGAGUUUUGGCGACAUGGUGGCGUGCGACAAUGACAACUGCAAGCAUCAAUGGUUCCAUUGGGAAUGCGUAGGUAUAAAAGAGGAACCGGUAGGGGACUGGCUGUGCCCGGAGUGUUCGAAGCUGCCGCCCACCAAGAUCAAGCGAGCACCUCGGUCGUGAGCAAUCUCACCGGAACAUGUACGAUUGACGGCGGGGCGAGGAUAGAUGAUCGAUAGGGAUAUGGACCGUAUCGGCGUAUCUGGGAUGGCGCACGGGCGCAGCAUCUGGCAAGGGUGGCGGGCUGCAGGGCUGCGGAAGGGGCGCAACUGACAGCUGGUGGGCGUUGAUGUUAGGAUAGAUCCGGCCGGAGGUCACGAUACCAUGUUAUACCUGCCUUUCUGUAAGAUUGCGGCACUGUGCAUAAGGGCGAAUCUCCACAUGGUACUGGGGCAGUGACGAAGCGUGG